Molecule: messenger RNA, 1794 nt
Organism: Entrophospora sp. SA101
Lineage: Eukaryota; Fungi; Glomeromycota; Glomeromycetes; Entrophosporales; Entrophosporaceae
Source: the annotation of a GenBank genome assembly
AUGCAUAAAACUGACCAACUUAAAGAGAAUUUGGCAACAAAAACUUUGAUUGUAUGUAUUGGUUCAUUAAAAGAGUUACAAGAAUUGUCAGGAUGUGAUGAAUUGACAGAUAUCCAUCGUGAUAAAAUUGAUCAUAUUACAAUUCCUUCAAAGAAAGGUAAAGGUGUUUUAAGAAGAACUGAGGAAGUAUUUGACUGUUGGUUUGAAUCUGGAAGUAUGCCUUAUGCUCAAUGUCAUUAUCCGUUUGAAAACAAGGAAAAAUUUGAAGCAUCUUUUCCUGCAGAUUUUAUUGCUGAAGGUCUUGAUCAGACUCGUGGUUGGUUUUACACAUUAAUGGUUUUAUCAACUCAUUUAUUUGAUAAACCUGCAUUCAAAAAUUUGAUAGUUAAUGGAUUGGUAUUAGCAGCUGAUGGUAAAAAGAUGAGCAAACGUUUACAAAACUAUCCAGAACCAACUGUUAUUAUUAACUCAUAUGGUGCAGAUGCACUUAGGUUAUAUCUCAUCAAUUCACCAGUUGUUCGAGCAGAACCUUUGAAAUUUAAAGAAGAUGGUAUUAAAGAAGUUAUAUCCAAAGUAUUUUUACCUUGGUAUAAUGCUUAUAGAUUUUUCACAUCACAAGUAGUUUUAUUGAAAAAAGAUACAAAUGGGGAUUUUAAAUAUAAUCCAAAUUUAAAAAAAUCAGUCAAUGUUAUGGAUAGAUGGAUAUUAGCAAGCUCACAAAGUCUUAUUAAAUAUGUUCGUGAAGAGAUGAAAGCAUAUCGAUUGUAUACAGUGGUACCAAAAUUGUUAAAUCUUAUUGAACAAUUAACCAACUGGUAUGUCAGAUUUAAUCGUAAACUUCUAAAGGGUGAAAUUAGCCCUGAAGAUACUAUUGAUGCAUUAAAUACACUUUUUGAAGUUUUGUUCACAUUAUGUAAAUCUAUGGCAUCAUUUACACCUUUCCUUACUGAAUAUAUGUAUCAAAAUUUGAAGAUAUUCCUUCCUGAAACUGACUUGAAUAAUGAUAAUAGAUCCAUUCAUUUCUUAACUUUUCCUGAGGUUAGAAAUGAAUAUUUUGAUUCAGAAAUUGAACGAAGCAUGUCUCGAAUGCAAACAGUUAUUGAAUUGGGUAGAAUCAUUCAACUUGUUGUUGUACACUCAAAUACUCAAUAUCAUUCAGAUGUUUUAUCACUUGAAAGUUAUAUUGUUGAGGAAUUGAAUAUAAAAAAUCUUCUUGUAACAUCCGAAGAAGAUAAAUAUGGAAUCAAAUACAAGGUAGAAGCAGAUUGGAAGGUUUUAGGUGCAAAACUUAGGAAAGAUGUAGUGAAAGUCAAAAAUGCAUUGCCAAAAGUUACUUCAGAACAAGUAAAAGAAUUUGCAAGAACCAAAGAGAUUGUGGUAGAUGGUAUAAAAUUGGUUGAUGAAGAUCUUCAAGUGAUCAGAUACUUUGAAGAUUCUAAUAGUCAUUAUGAAACAAAUACUGACAAAGAUGUACUUAUUCUUCUUGAUACUAAAGUAUAUCAAGAUUUACAAGAGGAAGGAUUGGCACGUGAAAUUGUGAAUCGUGUACAAAGGUUAAGAAAAAAGGCUGGUUUACAACCCAUUGAUCCAGUGUUGAUGUAUUACAAAUUCAUAACUGAUACUGAUAAUUUAUUAGAAAAUAUUAUCAAGAAAGAAACUGAUUACAUUAGAAAGAUCUUAAAACGACCAUUAUUAUCAAUAACUGAAAAAGUAGAUGAUGCAAAAAUUAUUAUUGAAGAAGAACAAGAGGUAAAUAAUUCCAAGUUUAUACUAUGUUUUGUUAAAGAUUGGUGA